Molecule: messenger RNA, 3540 nt
Organism: Amoebophrya sp. A25
Lineage: Eukaryota; Dinophyceae; Syndiniales; Amoebophryaceae
Source: the annotation of a GenBank genome assembly
AACUGCACAAAACUGCAGGGUGACGCUUCGCGGAAAGCGGGUUCUCUCGCAGCGGCGAGAGGGCUCCUGCUCGGAUGCUCCGAGCAACACCCCAUGCUCAUACAGGCGAUCGGACGCGCAUCUGCGUGGCCCGACCCCACUGUUGCUCAACACCAGACUCCAGCAAGAGCUAGGUGCGAGCGCUCCACGUGAGCAAGGCAGUCAGUUGCGAUUGACUGCGUGCAGCGAACGUAUGGUCUAUGUGCAUAAGUUCCAGUUCCUCCUGCGCAGCAGCUGCUGCUGCUACGAAUACAAAUAAGAAGGGUCAAAGAUCCGGCGCAGCAAUUAUUUGUGUUCGCAUCGGCUUGGUCAGAGAUCAGAGAGAACAGUAAAGAGCUGAGUGAAUGAAUGAAUGAGUGAAUGAAUGAAUGAAGAGCCUCAACCCAGUCGUCUCUCUCUCUCCCUUUCUCGUACGACCUUGCUUUGCUUUUUAAUCCUGAUAAGAGAAGAUUUUGAUUUUCCCGAGGGUCCGUUCUUCUCGCAAACUCAUAUGAAAGAUCGUCCCUAGUAUUCACCCAAAAAUAUAUAUAAUAACUUUAUUAUCCCUAAUAUUCACCCAAGCUGGCCCCUUCCCCACGACUCAGCUUAAUUCCCCUACCCUUGUUUAGCUCGUACAAAACGCAAGAUAUCCCGACUCAUCUGAUAUGCAUGUCGUUUUAGAUCGAUCAUGUGCAUUGAGUGACUCAAGUAUAAGUAUAACCUUAUAGCCAUCUCCCCCGAUCGGUUAGAUUUUUGCUAAGGCUGAUUUCAACAAGACAUAUUCAACAUUGUUUUUCCAAGAAAACUCGAACUACACCAACAAUGGGCAUCGAGGUGGAGAAGGUCGGCUUGGAGAGGCGUGACGCUAUAGAGGCGCACAAUGCUCUCCAUCCGCCCAGCUUGGAUGGGCCUAAGUCCUAUCCCUUCACUGCGAGGUUUGAGGCUCCAUCUGCGGUCAUGCGGCCAGGCGGAUCGAAGCUGAUUUUAUCGCAUCUACCAUGCGCGCAGCCGGCAUACGUCGUAAAGGGAGACUAUUUAAAGACAAUUAUGUGUGAAAAGGAAUGCUGUUGUCACAAGAACAUCCAUAUACUAGGUAGUGACUUGGCUCUAGUGGUAUAGAUAUAUUUUUUUGUUUGAAGAGAUAGAAAGAUCUUGGUCUUCUUCGGUUCAAAACAUUUGAUAAGAAGAACGAACUACCUACUUCAUUUGUUCCUACAGUAGCUUUCGCUCUGUAGUAGGGGUUCGUUAGGAUGGACUCUCGAGAGUCUAAAUUUUCCUUCAAGUGGUAAUCUUUAGACAUCAAAAAAAACAAUCCUCUCUAAUCUCUCCGCGGGAACGAACAGUGCCACUGGAAACUAUUUGCCAACGCCGAACUCGCAGGAAACGCGGUUUCACAGGGGAUUUUAUCGGAGACCCCAAUCAGAGAUUCGACAGGAUUUUUCCAGAUUGCAACGCGAAGCCAAAAUUCAACAGAAAAGAGAUGAGUACUAUCUGUUCCUAGCAGGUGUGCAAGAACCUCUACUUCUAAGUAAGUAAGUUUUUUUGGUGAAUGAGAAUGUAGCUUUCAUUUUCUUCCUUACAGUAAUUUCUUGUACUCACUGCAAGGUGCAAGUGCAAGUGGUAAGAAUGAUGAAGUGCUACUUGAUUCUCGACGAAGGCAGGAGUUGUAACAACUACAUCUACCCUGCACAACAAGGGAUCGCAAUUAUCGUUGUGAAAUUCCGGAACACUAUCAGGUAUGACGAGAAAGUCCAAGAAGGUUGGCGCGCGUAUCAGCGAGACUACACAUUCAACGUGCUGACAGGGGAAGGCAACGGACGGGAAGGGGAGUUCACCAAUAUUGGAAGGAGAACACACCGGAUCACGGCAGCUGGAGGUUUAAGGCGAGAAAGUGAGGAUUAGUACGGGUCCCUCGAUGUUGUUUGUAAGUACUGACAUGUUGUCUGAUGUUGUAGAAGUACUGACAUGUAGUUGGGAAAUUGAUUUUCUUAAGUCACAAGAAAGUGAGGAUUAGUACGGGUGGUCCCUCGAUGUUGUUUCUUGUACAUGCACCAAAUUGUAGUGUUAGUUCUUUAGCCAACUACCUUACACACUGACUUGCACACCUCUCUUAUCGGAUACUACCUCUAAGAACAACAGCAGCGCUUUUUGCGGAACACGACAAGGACACAAGAAUUCGCGAGAGAAACAGCCAUUUACGGUAUUCAGGAUAUCCACCGUCAUUUCCUACGAAAAACCAAGCAGCAGCCCAAGCAUCCGAUGGCUUCCUCCAAACACAGCGUGAGUCGGUAAGUAGGUUGUUUUUUCUAUUGUGUGAACUCUACGGAACCAGGCAGCUUUGAAUGAGUUGCUCCGUGGUUCGAAUGAAUGAAUGAAUGAAUGUUAGUUUAGUUAUCCUACCACUGCUUGUUUCAACGAAUAAGGUCAUGUUGAUGGUGAUUACUUAAAUCAAGUAGAACUUGUAGAGUGUAGAAAUUUCAACGACACCUCUACAACUACCGAAAAGGUGAUCAUCGGCUAUCCACGAAUCGACGCAGCCAAGCGCAUUAGGCUGCCGAGUCAGGGUGCACGCGAUACUUUAGGGUCUCAUUUGCAUGACGAUCCAGUACUACCAGACUAUCCACCGAACGUUGGCAAAACACGGUCCCAGAUUAUUUUCGGAUAGUUGUAGUAGAAAUUACGUUUGGCGAAGAAGAUCUUCUUAGUCGUGGAGUGAGGCGAUAACGAUCAACUUCCCAGAUCACUAUCACUUUCUUCGAGUUUGUCUAGUAAAAGAUAUGUCCUUCGUAGUACUAAUUUUACAGCUGAUGUUAGCUGUAUCUGAGAAGUAUAGCACAAUCUGAUCAACAUAUUAGCACCUCUACUUUCACCCAUUGCCUGUAUUUCUCGGCUCUUAUCUCACGCUCACCAGUUUUUAGAUGUUAAUGUUGUUAAUGCAAGUUAAUAUGCCCUUCCCCCUCUCGUUUGAUUACAAUGACAUACUUACCUAAUCUAUGCAAUAAAUGUUCAAUCAUGUAGUUGUCAUUAAGUGCUCGGACGAUCAUUCCCAUUUCUAUUCAACCGAAACUGUAAAGCAUACAACGAACUAGUUAUUUUUCAUGUUCCUUCAACAAAACUACUUUUUUUCGUGACCACAGCACUCUGUCACCCACUAAGCAUUUCAAUACGACUGGUCCGUGGAGAGAUAGGCAGAACUAAGUAAAAUUUUCACAAUUCGAUGAUAGGCCAGAAGGCGCCUCUCGCUAGGCACCGUCACUCUAUCUUCUUUCAGUCAUUUUCGAACUGAGGAUCCGUUUAUUGCAUUCCAAUGUAAACAAACUGAAACUGUCACUCCGAUGAUUAAAAAAGUUGCAGAGCUCGAUCUUUCUCGACCAUCGAAAAUUUUCCAAGAAAUCAUAUGAAUUUAUGCGCGGCUAGGAUUUGUCACUCAGAUGAACUACGUGAUCCACUAUGCCUUCCAUUUGUAGGGAUCAUGCGUUCCUCUGCUUCGGGUCCCAGAAGGAGUGCAGGAAAUAUGGUCAC